UCUCUCUCUCUUUCAGAACGUGAUGUUCCCUGGUGCUGGAGAUGAGGGCAUCUUGGAGUACAAGUCUGUCAUCUACUACCAGAUCAAACAGCCACGCUGGUUUGAAACCAUCAAGGUUGCCAUCCCUAUUGAAGACUGAACCGAAGUCACCUGCGAUUCACCUUCCGUCACCGAUCAUCUCAAGAAUCCAAAGACAAAUCGGAGAAGAUAUUCGCCCUGUCGUUUGUGAAGCUGAUGAGGUACGAUGGGACGACCCUGAGGGACGGAGAGCACGAUCUCAUCGUAUACAAGGCGGAGGCUAAGAAGCUGGAGGACUCGUCUCUAUAUCUGAACCUGCCUGCUACCAAGGUGGAGCUGGAGGAGAAGGGUUUGUCCACUACAGGGAAGGGUACACACAACCUGGGCAACUGUACCAUCAGCAAGGACUCCUUCCAGAUAGCAACCCUGGUGUGUUCCACCAAGCUCACACAGAACGUGGAUCUGUUGGGCCUGCUGAAGUGGCGCUCCAACACCAGCCUCCUACAGCAGAACCUCCGACAGCUGAUGAAGGUCGAGGGAGGAGAGGUCGUCAAGUUUCUGCAGGACACCCUUGAUGCCCUGUUUAACAUUAUGAUGGAGAACUCAGACAGUGACACGUUUGACACCCUGGUGUUUGAUUCCUUGGUAUUCAUAAUUGGACUCAUUGCAGACAGAAAGUUUCAGCACUUUCACCCCGUCCUUGAGACCUACAUUAGGAAGCAUUUCAGUGCUACUCUGGCGUACACGAAGCUGACCAAGGUUCUGAAGAACUAUGUGGAGAAUGCAGAGAAGCUGACGGAACAGCUGCUGAAGGCCAUGAAAGCUCUGGAGUACAUAUUCAAGUUUAUAGUGCGUUCCAGGGUCCUCUUCAACCAACUGUAUGAGAACAAAGGAGAAGCAGACUUCAUGGAGUCCUUGAGGAAUCUCUUCACUUCCUUCAAUGACAUGAUGAACAUCAACUCUGAGAACACAGGCAUGGUAAAGGGUGCAGCGUUGAGAUACGUCCCCACCAUCGUGAACGACGUCAAACUGGUCUUCGAUCCCAAGGAGCUCAGUAAACUGUUCACAGAGUUCAUUCUGUUUGUCUUUACAGUAAACUGUUCACAGAGUUCAUUCUGA
Molecule: messenger RNA, 1137 nt
Organism: Oncorhynchus kisutch (coho salmon)
Lineage: Eukaryota; Metazoa; Chordata; Actinopteri; Salmoniformes; Salmonidae
Product: dedicator of cytokinesis protein 1-like
Exons: 11
Coding region: 235-1137 (300 amino acids)
Biological process (GO): myoblast fusion; small GTPase-mediated signal transduction; cell migration
Cellular component (GO): cytoplasm; plasma membrane
Molecular function (GO): guanyl-nucleotide exchange factor activity; small GTPase binding
Source: RefSeq, a predicted model, not a curated record